Molecule: messenger RNA, 339 nt
Organism: Gongylonema pulchrum
Lineage: Eukaryota; Metazoa; Nematoda; Chromadorea; Rhabditida; Gongylonematidae
Source: the annotation of a GenBank genome assembly
AUGGAAUCAAAAGAGCCUGUCUAUGGUGGAUGCGAAGGGCCGGAUGCAAUGUAUGUGAAGCUGAUCAGUAGUGACGGGCAUGAAUUCAUCAUCAAAAAGGAUCUUGCACUGACAUCAGGCACAAUCAAAGCUAUGCUUUCGGGACCUGGCACAUAUGCCGAGAAUGAAUCCAACGAAGUGAACUUCAGAGAAAUACCGUCCCACGUGCUACAGAAAGUAUGCCAGUAUUUUGCCUAUAAAGUACGCUAUACGAAUAGUGCCACCGAGAUACCCGAAUUCAAUAUUGCUCCGGAGGUGGCCCUGGAACUUCUGAUGGCUGCCAAUUUCCUCGACUGCUAA